Molecule: messenger RNA, 417 nt
Organism: Magallana angulata
Lineage: Eukaryota; Metazoa; Mollusca; Bivalvia; Ostreida; Ostreidae
Product: lectin BRA-3-like
Exons: 3
Coding region: 1-396 (131 amino acids)
Source: RefSeq, a predicted model, not a curated record
AUGGAGAAUGGAGAACUAUAUUACUUGAAUCAAACAGGGACAACGUGGGAAAGUGCAAGGUCUCAAUGCCUUACCUCUUCGUCCCAUCUUGCUGAAAUUGAAUCCAUUGAAGAGAAUUCUUGGAUUCUCGGAACUCUUGCACCAGCUCAGUGUUUUGAUAGUUGGUUCCAGUGUGUGUUUUGGAUUGGUGGCAAUGAUCUGGAUAACGAAGGGUCCUUUGUGUGGAGUAGCGACAACACAGCCCCGGAUUUCUACAACUGGGCUCCAGUGGAGCCCAAUAGUUACACUGACUAUGAUGAUUGUAUUGUGGUCAUAUACCCAUGGGGAGCAUGGGCCGAUUUUGGCUGUACUACCAAAGUUCCAUUUCUCUGCAAAAAAGCUCAAUUCAGCCUAUAACUGGAGUUAUACGACGUGUUA